AGAGGUUGCAUCGCGCUGUUUGUCUCGCCGAAGCUGCAAAAUUAAAAAAAAAAAAAAAAAAAAAAAAAAGCAAAAAUGGCGUUGAGAGCUGCUUUGAGGAAUAGGUUUGCUUUAUCAGGCUUUGUUUCCCAGUUGUCCUCCUGCAGCAGUCAUGGCAGAGUGUGUUCGUCUUCUGUGCUUGCUACACAGGAGAGGAGUAACUCCACAUCGUCUAAAAUGUCUGUGGAUUUUGACCAGAGUACAGGCGUGGCCGUGAUGCGCAUGAAGAGCCUGCCAGUCAACAGCCUCAGUUUGGACUUCCUCACAGAGUUUUGCAUCAACGUGGAGAAGCUCGAGAUGGACAAGAGCUGCCGAGGCCUCAUCAUCACCUCUACUCUGCCCAAGGUGUUUUCAGCAGGACUGGACAUCUUGGAGAUGUAUGGCAAAAGUCCAGAACGCUGCGGGGAGUUCUGGAAAGCUGUUCAGGAGAUGUGGCUGAAAGUCUAUAGCUCCAACAUGGUCACCAUAGCUGCCAUUAAUGGCUCCAGUCCUGCAGGUGGCUGUCUAAUGUCAUUGACAUGUGACCAUAGAAUAAUGGUGGACAACCCACGGUACAGCAUCGGCCUUAACGAGACUCAGCUCGGCAUAGUUGCACCUUUUUGGUUUAAGGACACCAUGGUGAAUACAGUAGGCCACCGGACCACCGAGAUGGCCCUGGGUCUGGGGUUGCUCUACAGUCCUACAGAAGCUCUGAAGAUAGGGCUGGUGGAUCAGAUAGUGCCAGAAGAUAAGCUCAUGACCGUGUCGGAGGAGAUAAUGGCAAAGUGGUUGGCCAUUCCAGACCAUGCCAGACAGAUCACAAAGUCUAUGAUGAGGAAGCCCACCAUCGACAAGCUGAUGUCAAAAAGAGAAGCUGACAUCCAAAACUUUGUGAGUUUCAUCACCAAAGACUCCAUCCAAAAGUCACUACAUAUGUACCUUGAGAUGCUCAAGAAGAGGAAGGCCUAAUGAGACCACGUAGUACCUGAAGGCAUGUGAUCCCACAAGUCAUUCAACGGUGACUGGACCAUCUGAACAUUUUAGCGCUGUCUGAUCCUGUGACGUCAGUGUCCAGUACUGCUACUUCAGGUUCAACACUGACUUUCCAGUGUCAUCAAAAGAAUUGAAUCACUUUGGUUUGGUAGACAUAUCAGUAUAUUCAAGACCAAUUCACAUCCAUGCAAUAUGAUAUCCUUAAUUAAUCCAACUUUCUUAAUGUUUAUGUGGCCCCAUCAUAAAUCUAGCUCACCUCACACGUAGGGAGAUGGUGUUCUCGUCAGAACCACCUCAGAGCCUCGUUAUUGAAGUGCCUGACCUAAAUGAUAACUCUGACCUUGGUGCAUUUAAUCUUUUUUUUUUCUCCUGUUUUCAGUUUUAUCUGACUUGUUCUUGGAAUGUAGUUUCUGAAUAAAUAUAUAUAUAUGCA
Messenger RNA from Syngnathoides biaculeatus (alligator pipefish), 1444 nucleotides. It is a transcript of the gene eci1, whose product is annotated as enoyl-CoA delta isomerase 1. The record is from RefSeq and is a predicted model, not a curated record. Gene Ontology annotation, molecular function: enoyl-CoA hydratase activity. Gene Ontology annotation, cellular component: mitochondrion. Gene Ontology annotation, biological process: fatty acid beta-oxidation. NCBI's taxonomy places the organism in Eukaryota, Metazoa, Chordata, Actinopteri, Syngnathiformes, Syngnathidae. The transcript has 7 exons. The coding region runs from base 76 to 987 and encodes 303 amino acids.